Capsicum annuum is the source of this 1769-nucleotide messenger RNA. RefSeq names its product pyruvate dehydrogenase E1 component subunit alpha-3, chloroplastic-like. Gene Ontology annotation, biological process: pyruvate decarboxylation to acetyl-CoA. Bases 225 to 1520 code for a protein of 431 amino acids. The record is from RefSeq and is a predicted model, not a curated record. NCBI's taxonomy places the organism in Eukaryota, Viridiplantae, Streptophyta, Magnoliopsida, Solanales, Solanaceae. Gene Ontology annotation, cellular component: intracellular membrane-bounded organelle. The transcript has 4 exons. Gene Ontology annotation, molecular function: pyruvate dehydrogenase (acetyl-transferring) activity.
ACCAAGUAUGCCCACAAAAUAGAAGGGAAAAAUGAAUCGAAUGAGAAGACAAGAAAGGCCAGCAGAGAGCAGCCAACUCUCUUGACGGUUAUUUCCACUCUUUUCUCGUUUCCUCCGCCCCUUCCCCCCUUAAAUUCCUUCUCCCUCUCUGCUUCUUUCAUCUGUUAACCCACAUCUUACAGCAACCCAUUUCUCCAUUUUCUCUAAUUCUUCCUUCUCCAAUAAUGGCGACGUCUUUCUUUACAGCAAAAGUUUUGCCCCUUAACUCUACUAGAUCUGCUGAUAAGCCCCUUUUGGGUCAAGUUUUGCUACCUUCUUCUUUUCUUGGACCAUCCGCUCAUAAACUUUCCCUCAACAACGCUUUCUCUCUUCAAUCACAACGCCGAUCCAAUGCUGUUGUCGCAGUUUCUGAUGUCGUUAAGGAUAACAAGUCCAAAUCCAAAUCUUCUAUCUCCAAUAUGUUGAUUACUAAAGAGGAGGGAUUGGAACUGUACGAGGACAUGGUGUUGGGAAGAGCUUUUGAGGACAUGUGUGCCCAAAUGUAUUACAGGGGGAAAAUGUUUGGUUUUGUGCAUUUGUAUAAUGGGCAAGAAGCUGUUUCAACUGGUUUUAUCAAGCUCUUGAAGAAGGAAGAUUCUGUAGUUAGCACUUACCGUGAUCAUGUCCAUGCAUUGAGCAAAGGUGUCCCAGCUCGCCAAGUGAUGAGUGAGCUAUUUGGGAAGACCACGGGGUGUUGUAGAGGCCAGGGCGGAUCGAUGCACAUGUUCUCCAAAGAGCACAAUGUUCUUGGCGGUUUCGCAUUUAUUGGUGAGGGAAUCCCAGUGGCUACAGGUGCUGCAUUCACCAGCAAGUACAGAAGGGAGGUCUUGAAGGAGGCUGACUGUGAUCAUGUCACUCUUGCCUUCUUUGGUGAUGGAACUUGCAACAAUGGCCAAUUCUAUGAGUGCUUGAACAUGGCCGCAUUGUGGAAAUUGCCAAUUAUCUUUGUUGUUGAGAACAAUCUGUGGGCAAUUGGGAUGUCCCACUUGAGAUCCACUUCUGAUCCUGAAAUUUGGAAGAAAGGUCCUGCCUUUGGGAUGCCUGGGGUUCAUGUUGAUGGAAUGGAUGUGUUGAAGGUGAGGGAGGUAGCAAAUGAAGCUGUUGGCAGAGCUAGGAGAGGGGAAGGUCCCACUUUGGUUGAAUGUGAGACUUACCGGUUCAGAGGACACUCUUUGGCUGAUCCAGAUGAGCUUCGUGACCCUGCUGAAAAGAAUCACUAUGCCACAAGAGAUCCUAUUACUGCGUUGAAGAAGUAUAUGUUUGAGAAUAACCUGGUCAAUGAAGCGGAGUUAAAGGCCAUCGACAAGAAGAUCGAUGAAUUGGUUGAAGAGUCUGUAGAGUUUGCAGAUGCAAGCCCUGUUCCAGCUCGUAACCAGCUGCUAGAGAAUGUAUUUGCUGAUCCUAGAGGGUUCGGGAUUGGGCCUGAUGGAAGGUACAGAUGUGAGGAUCCUAAGUUCACUGAAGGCACAGCUCAGGUCUAAUUCUCAAGGCUGUGCUUUGUGGGCCUGCACAAGAUGGCUUUCAAUAGUUGAUGAGAAGCAGGUUUUCAUUUAGUAAUUAUUGAUAUUGAUAGCGCUUCUACACAUGUAUUAAUGUCUUUCCCCAUGAGAAAGAUCUGAUGUUUAGUUACUUUGUAGUUUCAAUUUUGUUCAGGGUUGUGUUCUCUUUAUCUUGGACAUUGUUUGUUAGUUGUACUAAAGGGCCUUGUGUUCCUCCUUUUGCACUUCCAA